CAAAGCGGUUCAUAAGAAACGCACAUCCACCUCCCAAACGCACAUCCACCUCCCCUGUUUCUCCAGCUUCGAGGUUUUCCAGGGAGAGGAAGGAAGGCAGAGAGAGCAGGGCGCUUGAGACUGCAAGAGGCCGCCGCCAUGGAGAACGAGUUCCAGGAUGGCAAGGAGGAGGUCAUCCAAGCAUGGUACAUGGAUGACAGUGAAGAGGACCAGAGGCUCCCUCACCACCGUGAGCCCAAAGAGUUCAUUCCUCUUGCCAAACUUUCAGAAUUAGGUGUUGUAAGCUGGAACCUGAAUGCUGAUAACUGGGAGAAAGACGAGAAUCUCAAGAAAAUCCGUGAGGCCAGGGGAUACUCCUAUGUGGACAUCUGCGACGUAUGUCCUGAGAAGUUGCCAAACUAUGAGGCCAAGCUGAAGAAUUUCUUUGAAGAGCACUUGCAUACUGAUGAAGAGAUACGCUAUUGUCUUGAGGGCAGUGGAUACUUUGAUGUGAGGGACCAAAACGAACAGUGGAUCCGUAUAGCAGUUAAGAAAGGUGGCAUGAUUGUUUUGCCUGCAGGAAUGUAUCACCGCUUUACAUUGGAUAGUGACAACUACAUCAAGGCAAUGCGGCUCUUUGUGGGAGAGCCUAUCUGGACGCCAUACAACCGUCCCCAUGACCAUCUCCCAGCUAGAAAGGAGUAUGUCGACAAGAUUAUCAACAGAGGUGGGAACCAAACUGUUGAAGCUCGUUGAUGGCUUCUACAGUGUUCGGCAGCGAGCGGAGUCUUCUGUAUGUAUCUACAUAUCACACCAAAAGUUACCGAAUAAGAUGUGUGUGAUUGGCUUUCGCCGUGUACUCGUACCAGCAUCGAUCAUGUAUCAGUUGUGUGGUUAGUUUGCGCCAUACCCGCUCGAAAAUCUUUGCUGAAACUUCUUCGCCUGGCGAUGAUGCCUACAUUGAAUAAUAAUGAUCCAGUGUCAGCAACGGUGUAACGAAAA
Molecule: messenger RNA, 981 nt
Organism: Aegilops tauschii subsp. strangulata
Lineage: Eukaryota; Viridiplantae; Streptophyta; Magnoliopsida; Poales; Poaceae
Product: acireductone dioxygenase 2
Molecular function (GO): acireductone dioxygenase [iron(II)-requiring] activity
Source: RefSeq, a predicted model, not a curated record